This is a messenger RNA of Megalops cyprinoides (Indo-Pacific tarpon), 2170 nucleotides long. RefSeq names its product cholinergic receptor, muscarinic 4a (gene chrm4a). Gene Ontology annotation, molecular function: G protein-coupled acetylcholine receptor activity. The transcript is spliced from 2 exons. Bases 285 to 1817 code for a protein of 510 amino acids. The record is from RefSeq and is a predicted model, not a curated record. NCBI's taxonomy places the organism in Eukaryota, Metazoa, Chordata, Actinopteri, Elopiformes, Megalopidae. Gene Ontology annotation, cellular component: plasma membrane. Gene Ontology annotation, biological process: adenylate cyclase-activating adrenergic receptor signaling pathway; regulation of locomotion.
UGAGGGACACAUCUGGCAAAGUCCAAAGUGCCUCCUUCUUAAAUUAAGUUGGCGCUACCACUCCUAACGUUUUGGUCACCAGUCACUUGAAAUGGUCUUCUCUUUCACUAGACAUGUCAGAUUGUGACAGAGGGCGGGCUUAAGUGAAAAUGUUCUAUAAAAAGUAAGAAUGAGAAAAACAUCCCGCAAAAUGAAGACAGUACAUUUGACACGAAGGUAAACGUGUUAGAGUAGUAUUUUGAAAAGGAUUUUCGCUUGGUUAAACAGCUGGAAAACCAUGAAAUAUGAGUGGCACUAACACUACAGGAGCUGACGGGCUUGUUCCCUGGAACUUCAAUGGCUCCAUAUACAAUGUAUCUGGCAACAAUUUUCCAUCCAAUGUUAGUUGCAACAGUUCCAGCAGCAAUGACUCCUGUGUGCUGGGACAGGCAGCCAGAAGUCCUGAUAAGACGAUUGAGAUGGUCUUCAUCGCUUUGGUGACAGGCUCUCUCAGUUUCGUCACCGUGGUGGGCAACAUCCUGGUGAUGCUCUCCAUCAAAGUCAACCGCCACCUCCAAACAGUCAACAACUACUUCCUGUUCAGUUUGGCAUGUGCAGACCUCAUCAUUGGGGUCUUCUCCAUGAACCUAUAUACAGUAUACAUCAUCAAGGGCUACUGGCCACUGGGGCCAGUGGUGUGUGAUCUGUGGCUGGCUCUGGAUUAUGUGGUAAGCAAUGCCUCAGUGAUGAAUCUAUUGAUCAUCAGCUUUGACCGGUACUUCUGCGUAACCAAGCCCCUGACAUACCCAACCAGACGGACCACUAAGAUGGCUGGGCUGAUGAUUGCGGCAGCCUGGAUCCUGUCCUUCAUCCUCUGGGCACCCGCCAUCCUCUUCUGGCAGUUUAUUGUAGGGGAGCGCACAGUACCUCAGGGGGAGUGCUACAUCCAGUUUCUAUCCAACCCUGCUGUCACCUUUGGCACAGCCAUCGCUGCCUUUUACCUGCCUGUCAUCAUCAUGACCGUGCUGUACAUCCACAUCUCACUGGCUAGCCGCAGCCGUGUUAAGAAGCAGAAGCCCGAGGCCAAGAAAGAGAAAGCUCUUAAAUCCAGCAGCCUGCUCAAGAGCCACAUCCUCAAGCAAAACAACAAUAACUCCUCCAAGCCCAGCAGGGAGUCUAGCACAGACGCUGUGAAGAAUGGCAAACUGGAGGAGUCUGUCUCCACCAAAGCAGACUCCAGUGUACAACCUGAGGAGAAGGAGAGCUCAAAUGACUCCAGCACAGCCAGCAUUGCCCCCAAAGACACCAAGGAGCGGACGAAUAGUGUGGCCACAUCGGAGGGCGCUGGUUCCAUCCCUGCUCCUGCCCCUUUACCUGUCAAAAUAAAUCCCGCCUCCAAGUGGUCCAAGAUAAAGAUUGUCACCAAGCAGGCAGGGGAAGAGUGUGUCACAGCCAUUGAGAUUGUUCCACCGAACAGUGCUGAAAACAACUCGAUCCCUGUCACAAGACCAAGAACAGUGGCUCGGAAGUUUGCCAGCAUUGCCAGGAGCCAGGUGAAAAGAAAGAGACAGAUGGCUGCAAGGGAGAAGAAGGUCACCAAGACCAUCUUUGCCAUCCUUCUGGCCUUUAUUAUCACAUGGACUCCCUACAAUGUCAUGGUGCUCAUCAGCACAUUCUGCCACUCUUGUGUCCCUGACACGGUGUGGGCCAUCGGCUACUGGCUUUGCUACGUGAACAGCACCAUCAACCCUGCGUGCUAUGCGCUCUGUAAUGCCACAUUCAAAAAGACCUUCAAAAAUCUCCUCAUGUGCCAGUAUAAAAAUAUUGGCACAAGAUAAAGAGCAACGACUGGCUGGUGUAUGCUGCACAUGAAGCAGUGGCUCCUGGCCAAGUCCAUUGCAGCUGCCUAUGAAUUUUAGCCCUACGUUAAAGCUCUGGAGGUAGGGAUCUAGAGAUACACCUGCAGAUUCUUUCAUCCACACCACCAAUGCAUCAAUAUCACCAUGGGAUGGACUGCCAUAUUGUAAACAACAUCAUGAAUUGGCUGAUCCAGUAUUUCAGAAAUUAGUCAAAUAAGUUUGCUAUCAGAAUCACCAUCAGUAUUUUUUUAUUAUUACUGGUCACUGGUUAACUUCCAGAGCAAUUAGGAAUCUACAAAAAAUCUUUACAAAUAUGUGGUGACAAUCUUCAA